Molecule: messenger RNA, 1857 nt
Organism: Cylas formicarius (sweet potato weevil)
Lineage: Eukaryota; Metazoa; Arthropoda; Insecta; Coleoptera; Brentidae
Gene: TH1
Product: negative elongation factor D
Exons: 10
Coding region: 33-1766 (577 amino acids)
Biological process (GO): negative regulation of transcription elongation by RNA polymerase II
Cellular component (GO): NELF complex; nucleus
Molecular function (GO): RNA binding
Source: RefSeq, a predicted model, not a curated record
GAGAGCAUGCAAACACCAACUACUUCCAAAGGAUGGAUGAAGACUACGACGAUAGGCCGUGGGACAAUGGAGAAAGGGAUAACGAAUCUGAGGGAGCUGAAGAAGCGGAAAACCCGGAACACGUAUUGGCAGAUUGCGCUGAAAAAUUCGCCACGCCGGAUUAUAUCAUGGAACCCGGUAUUUUUUCUCAGUUAAAGCGAUAUUUUCAAGCAGGGGGAAAUCCCUUGCAAGUCAUUGAGGAGUUAUCACAAAACUACACUGCGGUCGCUCAAAUGGCUAAUCUGAUAGCCGAAUGGUUGAUCAUCGGGGGCGUGAAAGUGACCGACGUCCAAGCGAUGGUUGAAAACCAUCUGAAAGAAAUGAUUUUAAAAACUUUUGACCCCAAAAAAGCAGACACAAUUUUUACUGAGGAAGGGGAGACGCCCGCCUGGCUGACUCAGUUAAUUGAGCACCCCACAUGGAGAUCACUGAUUUAUCGCCUCGCAGAAGAGUAUCCCGACUGUUUGAUGCUUAAUUUCACAAUCAAACUUAUUUCCGACGCGGGCUUUCAAGGAGAGAUAACGAGUAUAUCGACGGCCGCACAGCAGUUGGAAGUGUUUUCCAGGGUUUUGAAAACAUCAAUUACAAGUUUCCUCACUAGCCCCGAUGAAUGGCAGAAUACGAGCAAAGAAUGCGCGAAAAUGGUGUGCCACGGGCAACACACCUACGUGUACAGUCAGCUUGUUAUACACAUCCUAGCAAGAGAGUCUAAAGGAGGUAGUAGCAUGAAGCGGUUGUCACAAGAAAUCAUGAAAUGUGCUCAGAAAAAUGGUAAUGACAUAACGCCGAUAACAAUGGCGCUGAACGGAGCUUCAGGCUAUCCGCAAGCGUGCCAGGCACUGACGGCGAUGCUGUCAAAAAACACAUUAAACCCUGCUGACAUUUCCGUACUCUACCGCAAUUACAAUACGACGGAUCCGCCCCCAAUAGACCUUAUCCGAACGCCGCAAUUUUUGGAGCUCUUAGUAGAUGCUUUGUUUAAACCGGGUGUGAAACUAAACCCCGACCACAAGCCAAAAUACAUCCAUCUGCUGGCAUACGCUGCAAGCGUCAGCGAGGUGCAACCGAAGAAGGGCCAAAAACGAGUUUGCAACAAGGAGGAGCUGCAAGCGACAAUUAGAGCCAUCGAAACAGUGCACAAUAUUUGCAACGGCAACAAAGGGAGUUCUGAGCUAAUGGCGGAGCUGGCGACUAUCUAUCAGUCGUUGAGGUUUCCUGUGGUGUCGUUGGGGGUGAUAAGGUGGGUCGAAUGUACGGUAACCGAGCCGAGUUAUUUUAAAUUAUCGACCGAGCACACUCCAAUCCAUUUGGCAUUGUUGGACGAAGUUGCGACCUGUCACAGCCUGUUACACAACCAGGUUUUGGAAUUGUUAAUUAGGUUAUUCGAAUCUAAGCAGGACGAGCUGGAAAUCUUGGUUCAGUUGGAGAUGAGGAAAAUGGUCUUGGAUAGAAUGGUGAACCUGUUGUGCUCUGGGUACGUGGUACCCGUUGUAAAAUACAUAAAACAAUGCUGGCAACGUGGCGACACCGAUAUCUCUUUGAUACGAUAUUUUGUUACAGAGGUAUUGGAAACCAUCGGGCCACCCUAUAGUUCCGAAUUUGUGCACCUUUUCAUGCCCAUGGUGGAGAACGAUGAAAUCACUGGAACCAUGAGGGGCGACGGGGAAAACGACCCCGUCUCGGAAUUUAUAGUGUACUGCAAAGCAAAUUACACCACUGUCGUCUAGACGGCAAUCAAAACAGAGCCCUCCCCGACGUAACUUAAAAAUUACCGUUUAUUUAAUAAUAGUAAUAAUAAUAAUAAAAAAUCAAUAAUUA